ACAAGAUAUGCGACCAGAUCAGCGAUGCGGUGUUGGAUGCCCACCUGAGCCAAGAUCCAAACGCCAAGGUGGCUUGCGAGACAGUGUGCAAAACAGGAAUGGUGCUUCUCUGUGGGGAGAUCACGUCCCUAGGUGUGGUGGAUUACCAGCGGAUUGUAAGAGACACGAUAAGGCACAUCGGUUACGACGAUUCCGCAAAAGGGUUCGACUACAAGACCUGCAAUGUUCUCGUGGCGUUGGAACAACAGUCCCCUGAUAUCGCUCAGGGCGUUCAUCUGCACAGGGCCGAGGAAGAAGUGGGUGCUGGGGAUCAGGGUCUGAUGUUUGGCUACGCGACAGACGAGACGGAGGAGUGCAUGCCGCUGACCAUCGUGUUAGCUCACAAACUGAACGCCAAGCUGGCCGAACUGAGGCGCAGCGGUGAACUACCUUGGCUCAGACCUGACUCCAAAACCCAGGUCACGGUCCAGUAUCUCCAGAAGGACGGCACGGUCAUCCCUAUGCGCGUCCACACCAUUGUGAUCUCUGUGCAACACGACGAGACCGUCACUCUGGAGGCCAUGCGCAAGGCCCUGCGGGAGCGGGUCAUCAGGGCCGUGGUGCCAGCCCAAUACCUGGACGAGGACACCGUCUACCACCUCCAGCCCAGUGGCCGGUUUGUCAUCGGGGGGCCCCAGGGCGAUGCUGGAGUGACCGGCCGGAAGAUCAUCGUGGAUACUUACGGCGGAUGGGGUGCUCACGGAGGCGGGGCCUUUUCAGGGAAAGACUACACAAAGGUGGACCGGUCAGCAGCCUACGCCGCCCGCUGGGUGGCCAAAUCCUUGGUGAAAGCCGGGCUGUGCCGCCGGGUUCUAGUCCAGGUUGCCUAUGCCAUUGGCGUGGCCGAGCCUCUCUCAAUCUCACUGUUUACUUACGGCACCUGCGUAAAACCCGAGAAAGAAUUGCUGAACAUCGUGCACCAGAAUUUUGAUCUUCGGCCGGGAGUCAUUGUCAGGGAUCUGGAUUUAAGGAAGCCCAUCUACCAGAAGACAGCUUGCUACGGUCACUUUGGCCGAAGCGAAUUCUCUUGGGAGGUUCCUAAGAAACUGGUCUUUUAAUGGUUGUCGGGACACCCCCUUAAGCUCUUAACUGGGACAGGACUCCACUACAAAAGGGUGCUUCCACUAACCAUCCUCCUCAGCUGGGAAAACGAACAGAAGAAAGAUUUUUUUUACGGAAACCACCAUCAUUUGUAUUCUCAACAUCUCGGCACAAAAAGAAAGAAAAAGGAUGAACGCCGUCUUUCUUUUCCCCCCUACUGCUGCUAUUCUUUUGUUUUGUUUUGUUUUGUUUUGUUCCACUUACCAGGAAAACUUACAACUUGGACGCACACAAGGAAAACAGUCUUUGCCUUCAAAACCAGUUCCGUUAUAGUCAAAGGGAAAGUAAAAUUCCCUCCGGUUCAAUAAGCUUUCUCACUGUGACUGGAUAAAUAAGAAAUUCUGGGGUGCUGUUUCUUGACUGGAAUUGGUACUGGUCUCUUGGUGUGGAGAAGGGGUAUCGGCCUCUCCCCGAUUGUCACGUUUGUAAGCUUCUCCCCCAUGUGUCUGUUAUUCUGAAGCCUUUGGGAGAGGCUCAAGUCUUGUGACGGCACACGGCCUGUGAGGUCUAUGUGUGGUGCCUUCGAUCCUCCCGCUUACAUACUGGUAAAGUCACCAGAGCCCAUUCUAGACAGGCACAAAAGGCUAAAACCCUGUUGGCGAGCAAGUCACGCACACCUACAACAAAUUCCCUCCAGCCAUUGGCUGAGCUGCUGUGAUGUCAUGAACCUUCUGUGACAUUCUAACGGUUUAAGGGGGAAAGAAUCAGCAUUACUAGAACAUUCUCAGGGGGCAGUUGAAAGGUCAGUUUGACGGGAAAACCAACCUGCGUGAGGUAAGGCCACGCAAAGCAGCCAUAUGAAAAACAGGAAAUGGGUAGGAUUGCUGGGAAUGAAAAAGGCCUAUAGACAAAGCACAAAGUAUGUGGCUUUGGGAUAGAAAUACAGCACUAAUAACAAUACAUAUAAAUAAUUGUAAGAUAACAAUAUUAUACAUGUGUUUCACAGCCAGUUUGGUGUCGUGGUUAGGUGUGCGGACUCUAAUCUGGGAGAACGGGGUUUGAUUCCC
This is a messenger RNA of Gekko japonicus, 2147 nucleotides long. RefSeq names its product S-adenosylmethionine synthase isoform type-1. Lineage: Eukaryota; Metazoa; Chordata; Lepidosauria; Squamata; Gekkonidae. Gene Ontology annotation, cellular component: cytosol. The transcript has 8 exons. Gene Ontology annotation, molecular function: ATP binding; methionine adenosyltransferase activity. The annotation marks the transcript as partial. Gene Ontology annotation, biological process: S-adenosylmethionine biosynthetic process. The record is from RefSeq and is a predicted model, not a curated record.